UACAGCCCAGUUUCCGGGUGUGGCUGGGCGGAAGCGCUGUUCCUGUUUCAGGGAGGGGUUCGGUCACAGCCGGGCUUCCUGGGGAUUUGUCGGUUGUUGCCGAUAGCUGCACGUCCGGAGCACUACGCGAGCCGCCAGCAUGGGAACCAGGGACGACGAGUACGACUAUCUGUUCAAAGUUGUGCUGAUUGGAGAUUCCGGAGUUGGGAAAAGUAAUCUCUUGUCUCGAUUCACUCGCAAUGAGUUUAACCUAGAGAGUAAAAGCACCAUUGGGGUGGAGUUUGCCACUAGGAGCAUCCAGGUGGAUGGGAAAACAAUCAAAGCUCAGAUAUGGGACACUGCUGGACAGGAACGAUACCGUGCAAUCACCUCGGCGUAUUACCGAGGAGCUGUGGGUGCGUUGCUGGUGUAUGAUAUUGCCAAGCAUCUCACCUACGAGAAUGUUGAAAGGUGGCUAAAAGAACUGAGGGACCACGCCGAUAACAACAUAGUCAUUAUGCUGGUGGGCAACAAGAGCGACCUGCGUCAUCUGAGAGCUGUGCCCACUGAUGAGGCCCGGGCAUUUGCAGAGAAGAAUGGUUUGUCCUUCAUUGAGACUUCUGCCCUGGACUCUACAAAUGUGGAGGCAGCUUUCCAGACCAUCCUGACAGAGAUUUACCGCAUUGUGUCUCAGAAGCAGAUGUCUGACAGACGUGAGAAUGACAUGUCCCCCAGUAACAACGUAGUCCCCAUACAUGUCCCUCCCACCACUGAAAAUAAACCAAAGAUGCAAUGCUGUCAGAACAUAUAAUGGCUGCUGCCUGCACUGUGCCAGGCUUCCGAUCCCUGUGUCCAGCUCUGGAGGUGCCAGGCUCUGUACCUGUUCAGUUCUAGAGGUGCCAGGCUCUGUAUAUUCCCCACGUCCUGCACUGGACUCUUUUUGGAAUUCUUUUAUUUUUUGUUUUUGUUUAUAUAUUAUUAUUUUUUUUUGUUUUGAGUGUACGUGUGUAAGAACUUUAAUUUUACUAUUCCAUCUGGAUUUUUACAUGUCUUAAAUUCUUAUGAUUUUCAGUUUUCUGUAUUAAAGAAAUGAUCUAAUUCUUCUUUCUCUCUCUCUCCCCCCCCCCAUGUGCCCUGCCUUUUCCUCCUUACCUCUUCUCUAAAGAUUAGAUGAUUCCAAGUCUGCCCUACCCCCCUCUUGUCUCCACUCAGAGAUGUCUGUAUAAUAUAUGAAAUAAAAGCAUGUUGCCUGCUGGAGGCAUACUCUCCUAAUAACUUGUGACUCAACAGCUGGUUUUUCUUUUGUUUUUGUUUUUUGUUUUUUUCUUUUUCUUUUCACACUAAUCUAGUAAGAGGUAAUGUCACUUGUAUGUCACUCAUUGCUAGAACCGCUGUUUUGAUCUAUAGAAACUACAUUAAAAAACAAACAGGUGUGAUGUGUAAUAAAGUGUUUAUACUGUUAAA
Pseudophryne corroboree (corroboree frog) is the source of this 1443-nucleotide messenger RNA. RefSeq names its product RAB11A, member RAS oncogene family (gene RAB11A). Gene Ontology annotation, molecular function: GTPase activity; GTP binding. The record is from RefSeq and is a predicted model, not a curated record. Gene Ontology annotation, biological process: exocytosis; melanosome transport; neurotransmitter receptor transport, endosome to postsynaptic membrane. Gene Ontology annotation, cellular component: transport vesicle; postsynaptic recycling endosome; Golgi apparatus. Bases 140 to 790 code for a protein of 216 amino acids. The transcript is spliced from 5 exons. Lineage: Eukaryota; Metazoa; Chordata; Amphibia; Anura; Myobatrachidae.